CCACCAUCUGCUUGCAAGUCCCCCCGCAAGCCAGGCCGCCCUACCCUCGACAUUCAGGCUCGCUACCAAGCUUGAAGUCUUACGACCUCCAUCAUGUCUUACGGGGCCGCGCCUGUGAUCCCUACCGAGCUGCAGCAGUACAACUCCUACGUCGAGGAUCCCAAAUGGCAGCGUAAAUUCUCCAUCAUCUGGGCCGCGGGUGUCGGCAUCGCCGUGCUCGCCGCCGCUCCUCAGGUCUUCCGUGCCCUCAGGCGAGGUCGGCUAUUCCGCGGAUGGCUCUUCGGCGUCUCCGAGGGCCGGAAUUACACUCCUGCAGUGGGUAACGACGUCGUCCCACCAAAGUCAAAGCGCAGGGUCUUUGGCCUGCUCGAGACAUUGGGUUCGGUCUCCCUCUGGAGCUUACCGGGCAUCGAGCUGGAUAUCGGACAGAUGGUCGUGAUCGCAGCAUACCUUGCUGUCCUGAUUGUUUGCAUCACGAUGAACGUCCCUCUAACGGACAACCCCAACAGAGCCGGCUUCCUUGCGCUCGCGCAGUUCCCCGUCGUGUUCCUCUUUGGGACGAAGAACUCCAUCCUCUCGCUCCUCCUUGGCCCUGGCCACGGCUACGAGAAGCUCAACUACAUUCACCGUUGGUCUGGUAGAGGCAUGUUUAUCGGCUCCGCAGUACACGGUGCCAUCUGGAUCAACAACCACCUUGUGUAUGACCUCCCUAUCCUCGGUCAACAGAAGGAGACUUCCGGUGUCGCCGCUUUCGGCGUGCUGUGCGUCAUUGUGCUCACGUCUUUCCGACCCAUACGGCGCCUCUUCUACCAGUCGUUCUUCAUCGUCCACGUGCUUGGCUAUGUUGCUUUCUUCAUCACCAUCUGCUACCACACCACCUACGCUGCUCCGUGGAUCUUCCCGCCAUUGGCAUUCUAUGGAUUCGACAUGCUCCUGCGUCUGUUCCGUUACCGCAUCAAGGAUGCGACACUUGUCCCCGUCGACGGCAACAUGACCCUGAUCCAUGUUCACGACUGCAACGAUGGAUGGGUCGCCGGCCAGCACGUCCGCCUCCGGGUUUUCUUCUCAGGCCGCGUCUUCGAGUCGCACCCUCUCACUAUUAUCAACGCACCUGCAGCGACAUCAUGCCUCUCCGGCAACUCGCUCACGCUUGCCGCGCGCGUCCACGGUGACUGGACCCGCGCGAUCAACGAGUACGCGAGCAAGGAACAGGAGCGCCUCGUCAUGGAGAAGGGCGAGCAGCCCGGCGUACCGGUGCAGGUCAUGCUGGACGGGCCCUACGGCGGGUCCAGCGUCGACCUCGGGGACUACGAAAGCGUGCUGCUCGUCGCCGGCGGCUCGGGUGCAACAUUCACCCUCGGUCUUCUCGACGACAUCGUUGCGCGCUGCGUAAAGCUCGGUCGGCGGAACGGGGAGAAGACGCGCCGCAUCGAGUUUGUGUGGUGCAUCCGGUCAUUCGGCGCCAUCGAGUGGUUCGCGCCGAUGCUCACGGAGAUCGCGAACACGGUCGCGGGCACGUCGCUCGACCUGCACGUCUCCAUCUACGUCACCUGCCUCUGCAACCCCGAGGCGAUCCCCCCGAUCCCGAACUCGGACGUCACGAUCACGCGCCCGUCCGUGACCGCGCUCCUCCGCGACCUCGUCACCCCGCCCGCCCCGCACGCGCACACGGUCGCGAUGCGCGCGGACGCGGACUCCAAGUCGCUCGAGAGCGAGUCGCACGAGGGCGCGGACACCGAGGCAGAGGCGGAGAAGCCGUCCGCGUCGGCGCGGUUGAGCUGGGUGGGGCUCGGGGGUGGGGUCGCGGUGUGCGCGGCGGGCCCGGAGUCGCUCACGCGCGAGGCGCAGAACGCGGUUGCGCGGAUUGGGCUGACGCGCGGUGUCGAGCUGGGAGGUGUCGGAUUGCAUACGGAGCUGUUUGCGAUCUGAAAUCGGAGAGCGUGUUUUGUACGAAGGGACUUUAUGAUCUUGUUUACGUGUAGUGCUGUAUGGAUGUGUGUAUACUAGGGUACGUCGGUCAACGCGCAUGUUUUAAACCGCC
Trametes versicolor FP-101664 SS1 is the source of this 2041-nucleotide messenger RNA. Its product is annotated as iron reductase. Gene Ontology annotation, biological process: iron ion transport; intracellular iron ion homeostasis; copper ion import. Gene Ontology annotation, molecular function: ferric-chelate reductase activity. The record is from RefSeq and is a predicted model, not a curated record. NCBI's taxonomy places the organism in Eukaryota, Fungi, Basidiomycota, Agaricomycetes, Polyporales, Polyporaceae. The coding region runs from base 94 to 1929 and encodes 611 amino acids. Gene Ontology annotation, cellular component: plasma membrane. The transcript is spliced from 6 exons.